Molecule: messenger RNA, 671 nt
Organism: Musa acuminata subsp. malaccensis (wild Malaysian banana)
Lineage: Eukaryota; Viridiplantae; Streptophyta; Magnoliopsida; Zingiberales; Musaceae
Product: protein SPIRAL1-like 5
Biological process (GO): cortical microtubule organization
Cellular component (GO): cortical microtubule, transverse to long axis
Source: RefSeq, a predicted model, not a curated record
ACACAUGUCUGCAUGUAUGAUGAUCAUGUAGUGUGCAUGCCAUCAUCAUAAACAAGACCCCAUUCUCGUACUAUAUCAACGUACGCCAUCUUCUCAGAAGUGCUGGCAACUCUAUAGUACAGAAAGUUUCGUGGAAGAAGCAAAGCAUGAGUAGAGGUGAGAGCUUCGGGGGCGGCAAAAGCUCUUUGAGUUACCUCUUUGAGUCAGACGAGGGCACCACCUCCUUCGAGGGAUCUCCCAAGUCGACCGGGCAGCAGAAGCCUCCAUCUGAUGAAGAUAGCAAGACCAAAGCAACAGACCAAUCUGCUGCACCGAACAAACCUGUUUCCACCAACAACUACUACAGAGCUCGAGGCCAGAAUUCAGGGAACUUCAUCACUGGUCGCCCAUUUACGAAGGUUCAGUCAGUUCCUGGUGGAAGCUCAUCACUUGGCUACUUGUUUGGGGAUAAAUAAAUAGGGAUGAUUUGCAGUGUCUGACUUCAUCAACAGUUUGAGUAUAAUAAGAACACCUUGAUCCCAGUUCAGUAAUGUUGUGAUCUUUAAUCGCUCUGUGAGUUGAGUGCAUGCAUGGUCGAUUGUGCCUCUUCUGCGCCGUGAAACUUCUGUAACGAGGUCUGUUAUCAAAUCUAAAUAUUUGUAUUAAAUUGAGAGAUCCUGAAUGCUUCUGCC